Molecule: messenger RNA, 4031 nt
Organism: Chlorocebus sabaeus (green monkey)
Lineage: Eukaryota; Metazoa; Chordata; Mammalia; Primates; Cercopithecidae
Gene: ACTN4
Product: actinin alpha 4
Molecular function (GO): calcium ion binding; protein binding
Source: RefSeq, a predicted model, not a curated record
GUGCGCAGGCGCGGGCGGAGGGCGGGCUGAAGCGGCUGAAGCGGCGGCAGCUGCGGCGGCUCGGGCAGAGGGGCGGGAGCUGAGGCGGGAGCGGACAGGCUGGUGGGCGAGCGAGAGGCGGCGGAAUGGUGGACUACCACGCGGCGAACCAGUCGUACCAGUACGGCCCCAGCAGCGCGGGCAAUGGCGCUGGCGGUGGGGGCAGCAUGGGCGACUACAUGGCCCAGGAGGACGACUGGGACCGGGACCUGCUGCUGGACCCGGCCUGGGAGAAGCAGCAGCGCAAGACCUUCACGGCGUGGUGCAACUCCCACCUGCGGAAGGCAGGCACACAGAUCGAGAACAUCGACGAGGACUUCCGAGACGGGCUGAAGCUCAUGUUGCUCCUGGAGGUCAUAUCAGGGGAGCGGUUACCUAAGCCGGAGCGGGGGAAAAUGAGAGUGCACAAAAUCAACAACGUGAACAAAGCACUGGACUUUAUUGCCAGCAAAGGCGUCAAGCUGGUCUCCAUCGGGGCAGAAGAGAUUGUGGACGGCAACGCAAAGAUGACCCUGGGAAUGAUCUGGACCAUCAUCCUUAGGUUCGCCAUCCAGGAUAUUUCCGUGGAAGAGACCUCGGCCAAGGAAGGGCUUCUUCUCUGGUGCCAGAGAAAGACAGCCCCGUAUAAGAACGUCAAUGUGCAGAACUUCCACAUCAGCUGGAAGGACGGUCUUGCCUUCAAUGCCCUGAUCCACCGGCACAGACCAGAGCUGAUUGAGUAUGACAAGCUGAGGAAGGACGACCCUGUCACCAACCUGAACAAUGCCUUCGAAGUGGCCGAGAAAUACCUCGACAUCCCCAAGAUGCUGGAUGCAGAGGACAUUGUGAACACGGCCCGCCCCGACGAGAAGGCCAUAAUGACCUAUGUGUCCAGCUUCUACCAUGCCUUUUCGGGAGCGCAGAAGGCUGAAACUGCCGCCAAUCGGAUCUGCAAGGUGCUGGCUGUCAACCAAGAGAAUGAGCACCUGAUGGAGGACUACGAGAAGCUGGCCAGCGACCUCCUGGAGUGGAUCCGGCGCACCAUCCCCUGGCUGGAGGACCGUGUGCCCCAAAAGACUAUCCAGGAGAUGCAGCAGAAGCUGGAGGACUUCCGCGACUACCGGCGCGUGCACAAGCCACCCAAGGUGCAGGAGAAGUGCCAGCUGGAGAUCAACUUCAACACGCUGCAGACCAAGCUGCGCCUCAGCAACCGGCCCGCCUUCAUGCCCUCUGAGGGCAAGAUGGUCUCGGACAUCAACAACGGCUGGCAGCACUUGGAGCAGGCUGAGAAGGGCUACGAAGAGUGGUUGCUGAAUGAGAUCCGCAGGCUGGAGCGGCUCGACCACCUGGCAGAGAAGUUCCGGCAGAAGGCCUCCAUCCACGAGGCCUGGACUGACGGGAAGGAAGCCAUGCUGAAGCACCGGGACUAUGAGACGGCCACACUGUCGGACAUCAAAGCCCUCAUUCGCAAGCACGAGGCCUUCGAGAGCGACCUGGCCGCGCACCAGGACCGCGUGGAGCAGAUCGCCGCCAUUGCCCAGGAGCUCAACGAGCUGGAUUACUACGACUCCCACAAUGUCAACACCCGGUGCCAGAAGAUCUGCGACCAGUGGGACGCCCUCGGCUCUCUGACCCACAGUCGCAGGGAAGCCCUGGAGAAAACAGAGAAGCAGCUGGAGGCCAUCGACCAGCUGCACCUGGAGUACGCCAAGCGCGCGGCCCCCUUCAACAACUGGAUGGAGAGCGCCAUGGAGGACCUCCAGGACAUGUUCAUCGUCCACACCAUCGAGGAGAUUGAGGGCCUGAUCUCAGCCCAUGACCAGUUCAAGUCCACCUUGCCGGACGCCGACAGGGAGCGCGAGGCCAUCCUGGCCAUCCACAAGGAGGCCCAGAGGAUCGCUGAGAGCAACCACAUCAAGCUGUCGGGCAGCAACCCCUACACCACUGUCACCCCGCAGAUCAUCAACUCCAAGUGGGAGAAGGUGCAGCAGCUGGUGCCAAAACGGGACCACGCCCUCCUGGAGGAGCAGAGCAAGCAGCAGUCCAACGAGCACCUGCGCCGCCAGUUUGCCAGCCAGGCCAACGUCGUGGGGCCCUGGAUCCAGACCAAGAUGGAGGAGAUCGGGCGCAUCUCCAUUGAGAUGAACGGGACCCUGGAGGACCAGCUGAGCCACCUGAAGCAGUAUGAACGCAGCAUCGUGGACUACAAGCCCAACCUGGACCUGCUGGAGCAGCAGCACCAGCUCAUCCAGGAGGCCCUCAUCUUCGACAACAAGCACACCAACUACACCAUGGAGCACAUUCGCGUGGGCUGGGAGCAGCUGCUCACCACCAUUGCCCGCACCAUCAACGAGGUGGAGAACCAGAUCCUCACCCGCGACGCCAAGGGCAUCAGCCAGGAGCAGAUGCAGGAGUUCCGGGCGUCCUUCAACCACUUCGACAAGGACCAUGGCGGGGCGCUGGGGCCCGAGGAGUUCAAGGCCUGCCUCAUCAGCCUGGGCUACGACGUGGAGAACGACCGGCAGAAGCAGACAGGCAGCAUGGACUCCGAUGACUUCAGGGCUCUGCUUAUCUCCACAGGAUACAGCCUGGGUGAGGCCGAGUUCAACCGCAUCAUGAGCCUGGUUGACCCCAACCACAGCGGCCUUGUGACCUUCCAAGCCUUCAUCGACUUCAUGUCUCGGGAGACCACCGACACCGACACGGCCGACCAGGUCAUCGCCUCCUUCAAGGUCCUGGCAGGGGACAAGAACUUCAUCACAGCUGAGGAGCUGCGGAGAGAGCUGCCCCCCGACCAGGCUGAGUACUGCAUUGCCCGCAUGGCACCGUACCAGGGCCCCGACGCUGUGCCCGGCGCCCUCGACUACAAGUCCUUCUCCACAGCCCUGUAUGGCGAGAGCGACCUGUGAGGCCCCGGAGACACCCGGACCCAACACCCGCCACGGCCUCCGGGAGGGGCCGGGGCAGCCCCACAGUCCCUUCCUCCACUCUGCAUCUAUGCAAAGCUCUCCGCAGGCCUCCGGGUGGGUGGGCGGGCAGGGAGGGGCUGGGGCAGGCUCUCUCCUCUCUCUCUCUGGGCUGGCCAGGAGGUUCCCCCGACCAGGUUGGGACUGGGGAGACUUGGGGCCAGUGCUGCUGGUCUGGUAAAUAUGUAUGAUGUGUUUUUUUAACCAUCAUGGAGGGGCCAGUGGAUUCCCACAGCAAAACCAGUCCCUUCCAUGCCCUGGGGAUGCCCCACCACACCCAGGUCUCUUCCUUUUGCCCUGAGGUCCCUUCAAGGCCUCCCCCAUCCAGGCCAAAGCCCCAUGUGCCUUGUGCAGGAACCUCCUGGGCCCUGCGAGGGGCCAGCAGAGGGCGCCACUGCCACCCGACGGCUGGGGACCCACCCAGCCCCUCUCCCCUCCCUGCUCCAGACUCACUUGCCAUUGCCAGGAGAUGGGGGCCCCAACCAGCACCCCACUUUCACAGCAGAGGAGCUGAGUUGGCAGACCGGGCCCCCCUGAACCCCACCCCAUCCCACUAGCUCCGGCCUUGCUUUGGCCUCACGUGUCUCAGAUUUUCUAAGGACCAAAAAAAAAAGAAAAAACACAAAACAACAAAAAACAAAAAAAAAAAAAAAAAAAAAAAUCACAAAAAAACUAUAAAAAAGAAUUAAAAACUUUCAGAGGAUUACUAUUUACUUUAUUAACUUACGGAUUUAUUAUAUAAAUAUAUAUUCACCUAGCAACAUAUCUCUGCCGUCUCUCCUGCUCUUGUCAUGAAGACAUAGCCGAUUCUCUUCCGGGCCCCUCGCUGAUGCUCCUCCGGCUCUGCGUUGGGCGGGGGUCUCAGGGGACCCUCCAGAGGUGGAGGUGGGCUGCUGGCCUGGCUGCCUGGUGGUUGAUGGUUUUGCUACCCCUACCCUUUUUUUUUUUUUAUUUUUUUGAGUUUAUUCUGAUUGAUUUUCUCUCGGUUUCUGGAUAAACCACCCUCUGGGGACAGGAUAAUAAAACAUGUACUAUUUUUAAGAAGGA